Messenger RNA from Hippoglossus stenolepis (Pacific halibut), 3585 nucleotides. RefSeq names its product low density lipoprotein receptor class A domain containing 4b (gene ldlrad4b). Gene Ontology annotation, biological process: negative regulation of transforming growth factor beta receptor signaling pathway. Gene Ontology annotation, molecular function: R-SMAD binding. Gene Ontology annotation, cellular component: early endosome membrane; Golgi membrane. NCBI's taxonomy places the organism in Eukaryota, Metazoa, Chordata, Actinopteri, Pleuronectiformes, Pleuronectidae. The transcript is spliced from 5 exons. The record is from RefSeq and is a predicted model, not a curated record. The coding region runs from base 464 to 1285 and encodes 273 amino acids.
GAACCCGCUGUGUGUGCUGUGGUGGACCAAGGAUAGCUGCUCGCAGAGCGGAGGAAGGAAACGAAAAUCCAACACAAUGCGUUAGACACCGGGCAGUGGCUCGUCCCCAUACCACUUGCCAAUUCUCUGGCUCUGCCGCUCCCAGAGGAAUAUGGCGUGAGGAAAACCAUGGAAACUAAAUGCGAAACUAUCGGGAGUUACUCGUAGUGGCGGACUCUGCUGCCACUGCCUGGAAGUUUUUGUGUGUGAGCGUGAGUGUGUGGCUUUUUCCCCUGUCGAGGGGCCCCGACGGUGGCGGCGGCUCUCUCCCCGGAGCGGUGUCACUGUCUGCCCAGCUCCAUGCAAAACCUAACGGCCCCAGGCGGCCCCGGAAACUCCAAUGUCACCUGCUCCUGCAACUGCACUGCUUCUCAGCCACAGGCAAUGGAGAUAUCACGUCCCCUAGAAGUUAAACAUCUUCGACAUGAGUGAACACAGCAUCAAGCAGUGGAAACCUGAACUGGAGUUUGUUCAGAUCGUCAUCAUUAUCCUGGUGAUGACAGUGAUGGUGGUGGUGAUCAUCUGCCUGCUCAACCACUACAAGCUCUCCACCUGGUCUUUAAUUACAAGGCAGAGCCAGGCCCACAGGCACAACCAUGCCCUUCAGCAGGAAGGGUGUCUGUGGCCUUCAGCGACUCGAUCUCAACAAGGUGCCUCCGAGGUAUUAUACACUCCCCAGGCCAGGGAUCGCUUCACUGCUCCCUCCUUUAUGCAGCGUGACCGCUUCAGCCGCUUUCAGCCCACCUAUCCCUACUUGCAGCACCAGAUUGACCUUCCGCCCACCAUAUCGCUGUCGGACGGCGAGGAGCCCCCACCAUAUCAAGGGCCCUGCACCCUGCAGCUCCGUGACUCUGAGCAGCAGAUGGAGCUCAACCGUGAGUCAGUGAGGGCGCCACCCAACAGGACCAUCUACGACAGUGACUUGAUCGACAUGGGAGGAGGUGGGAGUCUGGGUGGCAUUGUGGGUGGAGGGAUAGGCAUGGGAGGUGGUGGUCCGAGGCCGCCCAGCAGUAACAUGGGCAUCAGCGCAGCCAACUCUAGCAACCACGGAUGCUUGGAGGGCCCCCCACCGGCAUACAGUGAGGUGAUGUGCCACUACCCCGGCUCUGCAUUCUUUCCACAGCAGCACAGCAAUAACCCGAGGUUAGGGGGCGCAGGGAGCAGGACAAUCCCGCAGCAGAGCCAAUCAGAAAGCACAAUAGUACCUACAAAGGCCAAGGAUGGCCAGCCGGAGGACCUGGUGUGACUAAAAGGCUAGCAAAGCAGGCUUGGCCACCCACCCCAGACUGAGAAAUGUCUCUCCACUUCACCCCUGAUGAUCAAUAAGUGUUCUUGCUCUCUGUCUCUCUGAUGUCCUCCUUCCACACUCUCAUGCACAAACAAAUAUCAACCUUAGCUAAAACUAAACAAGGAAUGUGAGGAACAAAGAGUUGAUUCGGGAUAUAUGCACUGCGUGAAGACUUUUUUAAGAAAGAAACAUAUAAGAAAGAAACAUACUGCGAGCAUAGAUUGAAACCAUUUGCUUUAUUUUUCCCCUCUUUGGGAACUGAAAAUUAUGAUUUUCAUUUUUGUUUUCUAUUUUUUAUUUCUUUUCUUUCCUUUUUUUCCGGACCUGUGCACAAAGCGAGAACUGAGGUGAGAAUUAAGGACAUGAAGAGAACACAACAAAACCUGAGCCUCACAAACCCAAAUCUUAGUGCCAAGGUUCACGAGGAAACAAAACAAAGGGUGGAAAUUACUCAUUAUGACAUUGAAAACACAAGCAAGAAAAGUUGCACUAUCCCUUUGCUGUUAAAGAGAAGAUGGUAUGUGAUGAUAAUUAUUCUGAUGUUUUGUUUAAUUUAAUUUUUUGUUUGUUUUCUUGGGGUUUAUUUUUGUCCUUUACAUGAAUGGACUGACUGAACUUAAGCUCCAAAGGAGCAAAAAACUAAAACCAACAACAAGUAUUAUAAGCUUAAAUCCUUCCUUUGAAAACCACAAGAAAUGCUUGUACCCAGCCUACGGUAUCACUGUCGGCUGACACCACAGGCACAGCGAGACUUAGUAAGAGAAUAACCUCGUACUGCUUCAUGUCUUAGUAAACUUCAGCCUCAUGCGGAUGGAAUCUGCUGUGUAACCAGCUGCUGGUUGGACAAAACAUCUCUAAAUCCUCUGGUGGAUUGUUACAGGAUUUGAAGAUGGCUUUCCAAAGCCAGGGUAAACUAUUAGAUUGAUGAGAGCUGCUUGGUGAGACCCAUACCAACAAGUGGUUAAUCUGGCCAGCUGGUUGGAUAUCAACCUAAUCUUAAACAGCUGAACUCGAUAACAAAAUAUCUACAUGUCUGUUCAGCAGCCUGGUCACAGCAAAUAUGUCUUUUCUCAACCCUGUCCUGACCUCUGAGCACUUGACACUUCCUCUUUCCAGUUUCCUGCAUCUAUAACUCCACCUACCCCCUUGACCUCCUCUCAUUGCUCAUUUUGGCAUGAACAGUUAUCUGCCAACAGCCACACUGAAACUCGAACCCUGCCACCAUAACAACAUAAACACAAAACAACAACAAGAAGAAGGCUACUUAAAGUCUCUUAAGUCACAAAAACAAGACUUUACAAAGUGAAGAUUCCUGUCAGCACAGCAAUCAGGUUUAAGAUGAAAAUUGUGGUUAAAGUGAAAGGGCUAUGGGAGGGUUAAAAAACAUUUAUGAAAAUCUAGCCAUUUUCUCUGCUCAUCGUUGCCUUAUCUACUCGCUCUUGUGCUUUUUCUGUUUCUUGCACUCUCUUCCCCCCCCUGCCCCCACCCCCAAAAUGCAUCCCAGCUUUGUAACAGUGUUCAUCAUUCCCUCCUUUCAUCCAUGUGCAGAAAAGGUGUGUGAAAAUGAAGUCCACUGAAGCCCUUUAAAGUAGACCGGAGUGGAGACCUUGUUUGGCAGUGUGCUUUUGCUGUCUUCUCCCUGUGUGCUUACUGUGUGUGAGGCGUGUGUGUGCUUGUGCGUGUGCGUGUGCGUGCGCGCGCGGCAUUGUCCUUGUUAACCAUUAUUAUUAAUUAAGCUAUUAAUUAGAAUUCAGUUGAGUGUCUCUUUAAAAAAUCACAGAUGCACUAUGGUUAUUAACAUAGGGUGGAAGUGACCUCAGGGUAAAAGCUCAAACAAAGGGCACGCAGUCCUCCCACAGGCUCCAUUAAAGCUGCACAGUGAAAACAAUGUAAACUGAGCAAAGUACAAACUGCAGCUGUAGAGACUGAGACUACUCAAACAACAAAAAAUAAGAACUAAAUCUUGAGGAAACUAUUUUGCUUGUCUUGUAGAAGAUUAGAGGAGAAGGCUGGUGUUUAUUCUAAAUGUCAUAUGUAUAAAUUUCAUGAAAACACAAAGUAAUCUUAACUCUUGGUGACUUCUGUACGCUGGCUGUGGCUAUCAACCUCAGGACCAUUGAUUCAUACUGAAGACUUUAAAGGGGACAUAGCAUGCCCAUUUUACCACAAGUUGAUAUGGUUCCUUGGGGUCUUAAUGAAAUGUCUGUAACAUACUUUGGUCAAAAUACCACAAGGAUCAUUUAAAACAGCACCCUUUU